Molecule: messenger RNA, 456 nt
Organism: Penicillium lagena
Lineage: Eukaryota; Fungi; Ascomycota; Eurotiomycetes; Eurotiales; Aspergillaceae
Product: putative stress response RCI peptide
Exons: 2
Coding region: 1-456 (151 amino acids)
Biological process (GO): endosome transport via multivesicular body sorting pathway
Cellular component (GO): fungal-type vacuole lumen; fungal-type vacuole membrane
Molecular function (GO): ubiquitin protein ligase binding
Source: RefSeq, a predicted model, not a curated record
AUGUGCAGCUCCGACUGCUUCCUGGCGAUCCUCGCCAUCUUCUUCCCCCCAUUGCUGGUCAUCUGGGUCAAACGAGGCAUCUGCACCGCCGACUCCAUCAUCAAUAUCGCUCUCUGUCUGCUCGGCUACCUCCCCGGCCUGAUCCACGCAUGCUACAUCAUCCUCAAAUAUCCCGAGGCAGACUAUGACGCCGAUGCGGCCUACGAGCCCAUCCCCGGCGGCGCAAGCCAGCGACGAGACCUGGAGAACGGCGGCGUGACGUACUACUAUGUCGCUCACCAGCCGCUCCAGCAUCCCUCCCAGCAGAGAUCUUAUGGCACCGUUUCACAAGGCCAGCAGGCGGCGCCGAAGCCGUCUGAUCAGCCGGAGGGUGGUGCUGGGAGCAGCAGUGGUCCGGCACCACCGACCUACGCCGAGGCUGUGAAGGGUGACCACAAGGUGCAGACCCGGGACUAA